ACUCAACAGCCAAGCUGCUGAUCUGAAACCAAACCGCCUCUACACUCCAGUUAGGAUGUUGCGUCCCAGCCUCUUCCAGCCCUCCCCGGUUGCCAUGACCCCCUUCCUGGACCUUCACUGGCCGGUCCGCAGUCUGUGGCCCGAGACCCGGCCGCUGUUCUUCCAGCUGGAGCAGGAGAUGAUCCGGCACAUGCAGGAGAUGAGGCAGAACAUGGAGUACAUGGAGCGGCUGCAUCAGAAGAUCUUCGAGGAGAUAGACCAGUCCUCCUCCUUGUCAGCGGGGUGUUUUAAGCCAAUCACCUUCCAGGAGUUGGGGAAGGACGUAGGCAGCUUUGCCCUCAGUUUGGACACGCAGGACUUCUCUCCUCAGGAGCUGUCGGUCAAACAGGUGGGCAGGAAGCUGAGGGUGAGCGGCCGCACCGAGAAGAAGACAGAGGACGACAAAGGCUCGUACUCGUACCGCUGUCAGGAGUUCAGGCAGGAGUUCGACCUGCCCGACGGCGUCGACCCAGAGACCGUCACCUGCUCGUUGGUAGGGGGGCGUCUACAGAUCCAGGCACCGAGGGAAAAACUGGCCCUAGAUGGAAAGGAGAGGGUCGUCCCCAUCAAUGUGACCUCGGCCCCCGCCAUCACUUCAUCCAGCGAGGCGGCAGAGGGAAGCUCCUCCUCCUCAGAGAGCGGUGCAGCUAAAAACUGAAGGACAGAGGGGACAAGCUCGCACUCGCACUUUAACUCUUUAUAUUCUGCUUAUCAG
Messenger RNA from Cheilinus undulatus (humphead wrasse), 754 nucleotides. It is a transcript of the gene hspb9l, whose product is annotated as heat shock protein, alpha-crystallin-related, b11. The record is from RefSeq and is a predicted model, not a curated record. Bases 56 to 697 code for a protein of 213 amino acids. The transcript has a single exon. Gene Ontology annotation, biological process: protein refolding; response to heat. Gene Ontology annotation, molecular function: protein folding chaperone. Lineage: Eukaryota; Metazoa; Chordata; Actinopteri; Labriformes; Labridae.